Messenger RNA from Dioszegia hungarica, 1836 nucleotides. RefSeq lists its product as uncharacterized. The transcript has 6 exons. Bases 1 to 1836 code for a protein of 611 amino acids. The record is from RefSeq and is a predicted model, not a curated record. Lineage: Eukaryota; Fungi; Basidiomycota; Tremellomycetes; Tremellales; Bulleribasidiaceae.
AUGGUCUUCCAACUCAACGACUUUACCGACUCUGAAGAAUCCGACUCUGAGCGCCCGCCCACAUCCACAACGACCACACCCCGGCGUGGUAACGCCGCCACCGCCGCCGCCGCGUCCUCCAGUCGCGCAAAGGGGCGAGCGACGCCUUCGAGCCCCGUCACUGCUUCAGCUUCAGCUUCGGCGUCGAGAGCGUCAGCUUCGCCCCGGUCGGCGCAUGCGAGGGGUCCGAGCGGGAGUACUACGGCGAGUACGGGUCAUCCGUUACGCAUCACCCUCCGCCCCUCCGUCCUCCAGCCUCCGACCGAGACGUCCUCCGCGGGCCCCUCCCGUCCUCACGCACCUACAGCUACAAGCCAACGCUCCUCUCUCUCCCCUCCGCCCCCUAUCACCCUCAAACUCUCACGCCAGUCCCUCGCUGAAAAAGCCGACUACUCUUCUUCAGAGGACGAGCCCGACCUCGACAUGGAUAUCGCCUCUAUCCCUUAUGUCGAAGAAGAGUACCUCGAGCGGGAUGCGAGCUACCGGAGCGGGGGAAGUAAAGCCAAGAAGCCGGCGAAGCGGGCCAAGGUAGCUCAUGGCGUGGGAGCGGGAGGAGGGGGGAAGAAGCCGUCAUCUGCUUCUGCUUCUGCUGCUGCUUCGUCGGCAGGAGCUGGUGCUGGAGCUGGUGCAUCGAUGCCUGGCCCAAGUACAGGAACGGGAGGCGUAUCCCUCAAAAUCCCAGGCCAGCGAAAGACAUACGACUGGCUCGUCCCUUCCUCUGUAUCCGCCUCUCACUCGGGCCCGCCCGAUCGCGCGAGCGAAACGAGCAGCGUCCCCUCACCUCGGCCGGGGGCGGCGGAGGACCAUGUGGAGAGGGGCAAGCUGGUAGAAGAGGCGCCGAUGACUGCGCCGGUCAAGAAGCAUUCGAAGAGGCGGGCAGUGGCGGAUGGGCCAGGGCCGGGGAAGAACUGGCGCAAGGGGCAGAAGAAGGGUCUGGCGGGACUCAAGGCCGAAUCCCAGCUCGAGCCGGGGUCGCAGGAGGGCUCGCCGUCCUUAGCGGGUAUGGCCAGUGUGGGCGGUACGCCCGAACCACUCGACUUACCUCGAGCCGACUCACCCCCGUUCGAGCGAGCCGACGCUGCCAAGCUGGGCUUCCCGGUGUUUCUCAACCCCAUCGUCGGGCCCAAGUUCGCGCUCGGCACUUUCCCAAGGAUCACGCAGUUCUUCGCCCCGCCAAACGGCGGUGAUACCGGCCCAUUCCCGCGUAAAGAGAAAGUCAGGACGUGGAAGCGGGGUGCGUCGACUCUGCGGGGCAUAGGGGGCGGGACAUUACAUUACAAGACUUGGAAUCGAGGCCCGCCAUCCGAGCUCGGCCGCCUCAUCCAAGCCGACCGCGAUGCCAAAGAGAUCCAACGCGCCGCCAAGAAGGCCGGAAACGCCGCUUCUGCCGCCUCCGCGUCUGCAGCCGCAUCGUCCGCACCCCUCUUCUCGGACUCUGCUCUCCCGGCUGGUGCCGGGGCAGUACGCCCAAAGCUCGACCAGGCGAUAUCGAGCGAGUCGGUACUUCAGUUGACGCCGACCCAGACGCAGACACAGGGGGAUGACGACUCCGAGAUGGGCGAUAGGGAUGGAGAGGAGGGGAGUGUGAGUGGGGUAGCUGCGAGUCCGGCCGGCGCGUCGGCAGGGGCGGCGACAGGCGCGGCGGCGAAGGGCAAGAAGAGGGCUGCGGCGGGGUCAGCGGCAGGGAGUGCGGCAGCGGGAGCGGGUGGGGUCAAGCCGGUCAAGCCGAAGCCGAAGCCUAGGAAGAGCAAGUUGGGUCAGGAGAUCAAGCCGUCGGUUGGGGCGGAAGCGGAGUAG